Messenger RNA from Colletotrichum chrysophilum, 360 nucleotides. It is a transcript of the gene SYB1, whose product is annotated as SNAP receptor, synaptobrevin. Gene Ontology annotation, biological process: vesicle-mediated transport; vesicle fusion. The record is from RefSeq and is a predicted model, not a curated record. Gene Ontology annotation, cellular component: plasma membrane; SNARE complex. Bases 1 to 360 code for a protein of 119 amino acids. The transcript is spliced from 3 exons. Gene Ontology annotation, molecular function: syntaxin binding; SNAP receptor activity. Lineage: Eukaryota; Fungi; Ascomycota; Sordariomycetes; Glomerellales; Glomerellaceae.
AUGCCCGAAGACGCCCCCUACGACCCCUACAUCCCCAGCGGCCAGGCCGCCGGCGGCGCGCAACAGCAAGGAGCUGGCGGCAAUGCGAGGACGCAGGCUUUGCAGGCUCAAAUCGACGACACCGUCGGCGUGAUGCGUGAGAACAUCAACAAGGUCUCCCAAAGAGGCGAGCGUCUUGAUGCUCUGCAAGAUAAGACCGACAACCUGGCUGUCUCGGCCCAGGGCUUCCGUCGGGGCGCCAACCGCGUCCGCAAGCAGAUGUGGUGGAAGGACGUCAAGAUGCGCAUGUGCUUGAUUGCCGGCAUCAUCAUCCUUAUCCUCAUCAUUGUCAUUCCAGCGGUUGUUGCUACCCGCAAGUAA